Molecule: messenger RNA, 2022 nt
Organism: Carya illinoinensis
Lineage: Eukaryota; Viridiplantae; Streptophyta; Magnoliopsida; Fagales; Juglandaceae
Product: polyvinylalcohol dehydrogenase-like
Exons: 4
Coding region: 98-1738 (546 amino acids)
Source: RefSeq, a predicted model, not a curated record
AUCAAUGUUGAAUAUAAGUGGCCCUUGUACUCCCUGAUCUACUUUAAAUACUCCCCGAAUCUGUAUAAUACUUAGAACAAGUUGUGACUCAAAUUGAAUGGCGUCUCACAGACUAUAUGGCUGCAGUCCUUUUGUCUUUCUCCAUUGCAUGUUGUGUCUUCUGAUCUUCAAUGCCAGUGCAGGUUCCAACUGGCACGGCCUGGGAAAGGCGACACAAAACUGGUUGAAUCAUGGUGGGGAUUUGUAUAACAGAAGAUACGCCGACAUGGAGACCAAGAUCUGCCCUGAAACUGCUUCCAAGCUACGACUGAAGUGGAAAUUCUAUGCCGGCAGAGAUAUUACUGCAACACCAGCAAUUUUCAAUGGUAACCUUUAUUUCCCAAGCUGGAACGGAUACAUCUACGCCAUCAAAGCGUCCGAUGGAUCUCUUAUAUGGAAGCAGAACUUGAAAGAGUUAACUGGCUUUAACGCGACGGGGUUUGUACUUAAUGUCAACUGGACGGUAUCAAGAUCAACACCAACGGUAGCCUAUGAUCGUGACCUUCUCGUCAUUGGAAUCUAUGGGCCUGCAGUUGUUAUCGCAGUUAAAAGGUCAACUGGGGAGCUUCUUUGGUCAACACAGCUUGAUAGCCAGGCUGCAGGAGUUAUCACCACGUCCGGAACUUAUUACAAAGGGGGUUUCUAUGUUGGUACAUCCUCGCUAGAAGAAGGUCUCAGCAUCGAACAAUGCUGCACUUUCCGUGGCAGCUUUUCCAAAUUAGAUAUCAAUUCAGGCAAAAUCUUAUGGCAGACAUUUAUGUUGCCUGAUAACAACGGUAAGACUGGAGAGUAUGCUGGGGCUGCUAUUUGGGGAAGCAGCCCAUCCAUUGAUGUUCUAAGAAACCACGUCUACAUUGCCACUGGGAAUUUGUACUCAGCUCCCUUGAGUAUGACCCAAUGUCAGGAAAGGGAGAACAAUCAAACAGUACCAACUCACCCAGAUGAGUGUGUCGAGCCCGAUAAUCACUCAGACUCAAUCCUGGCACUUGAUCUCGACUCUGGCAAGAUAAAAUGGUUUCACCAACUAGGAGGCUAUGAUGUUUGGUUCUUUGCAUGUAACAAUCUUUCAACUCCUAAUUGUCCACCUGGUCCAAACCCAGAUGCCGAUUUCGGGGAGGCACCAAUGAUACUAAGCAUAUAUAGCAAUAAAAUUAAUGUAGAUAUUGUCGCAGCUGUUCAGAAAAGUGGACUUGCAUGGGCUUUGGAUCGCAACAAUGGCAACCUCAUAUGGUCCACAGAAGCUGGACCUGGUGGCACUGCAGGAGGGGGUACAUGGGGAGCAGCCACUGAUACUAAAAUGGUCUACACCAACAUUGCAAACUCAGCGAGCAAGAACUUCACUCUCAAACCAUCCGGGAAAAACACAACCACUGGUGGAUGGGUGGGACUCGAUGCUCACACUGGCCAAAUCCUAUGGUCCACAGCCAACCCUAGUAAUGCCUCCUCCAGCGGCCCGGUUACCGUAGCCAAUGAUGUGCUAUUUGCCGGAUCCACGGAUCCCAAAGGACCCAUAUAUGCCAUGAAUGCCAAAACUGGAGAAGUUCUAUGGUCUUACGAAACUGGUGCAACAGUGUACGGCGGCAUGUCGGUGAGCGAUGGAUGUGUGUAUGUUGGCAACGGAUACAAGGCUGGCUUGGGUUCUUUUAAUCCAUCCUUCACCGCUGGAACUUCACUCUUUGCGUUUUGCCUCCAAUCAUGAUCAAUGCCCGCCGGCAAUCCAGUAAAUAUAUAGACAUACGGUGAAACUAAUAAGCAGAGACGAGAUUAAAACCUGUUAUUUUUUCAGUCCGGUCAAGGCCAAAAAGAAAAAUGUCAACCAUGUCUGAUCAUAAACGUGACCUAGUCGAUCGAUGCAUUUCAUCAUUGAUCAACCUUUAAUUUUAAGCCCCUGUUAUAUAUUCUACUUUCGAUGUCUCUGAUCUAUACGAAUUUGUAGAAUUAUAUUUGUAUAAUUUCUGUAUUUCUCAUUUUGAAAUAUUGACU